Cloeon dipterum is the source of this 549-nucleotide messenger RNA. RefSeq lists its product as uncharacterized. NCBI's taxonomy places the organism in Eukaryota, Metazoa, Arthropoda, Insecta, Ephemeroptera, Baetidae. The annotation marks the transcript as partial. Gene Ontology annotation, biological process: proteolysis. Gene Ontology annotation, molecular function: cysteine-type endopeptidase activity. The record is from RefSeq and is a predicted model, not a curated record. The transcript has 3 exons.
UCAGACAUCCCAUCAGUUUUCGUCCUGUUUUUCCUCUCUCACGGCAACGAAAAUGGAGUCAUCGACACUGAUUACUGGAGCGAACAACUCAAUGAUUUCAUUUCCUUCACGACAGAAGACGUUUUCAACUCCCUGAAAAAAUUGGAUGGAUUCGAGAAAUGUUUGAAGAUUGUCAAUUUUGGCCCGUGUAGGGGAGAACUAGAUGACGCAAAAUUCGACCGAAAAAAUGAUUACAAGGACUACGAAAACAAAAAUUCUUGCAGAAUCACGUCGGCUCCUGAAAUGCCAAACACAGUCAUCGUUUAUUCGACAGUCGAGACAACCAUGGCAAACACAAGUGAACUCGGUUCCUGGUUUGUGAACAGUCUCUGUGAUGUUUUGAGCCAGAUCAACGAGGAUAAGCCUUUGUUAUUAUUCCUCACGUCAGUCCAGCACAAAGUGCACAAAACGUCUAUCGCUGGACCGGACUUCGCAACAAACCUUCAUCUUGGUCAGACGCCAGAGAUCAAAAUGUUCUCUUUAGACAGAAGCUUUUUCUUGUCCAGGUAA